Messenger RNA from Klebsormidium nitens, 915 nucleotides. NCBI's taxonomy places the organism in Eukaryota, Viridiplantae, Streptophyta, Klebsormidiophyceae, Klebsormidiales, Klebsormidiaceae. The record is from the annotation of a GenBank genome assembly.
AUGGACGCCCUUCUACAGCGCGUCGAGCCCUAUCUGCCCCUGGCCUGUCUCGUCAGAUCGUUAGAGAAGGGCGUACUCCCUCCCCAGCAGUGCUUCCUGGCGCUCCUGAGCAAAGUGUUGGGAUAUGCAAUCAUUGCUGGAGCCACCAUCUUGAAGCUGCCGCAGAUCAUCCUCAUUCUUCAGAAGCGGAGCACAGAAGGACUUGCGACUUCUUCCUUUGAGAUUGAAACAGUUGGCUUCACUAUAGCACUGUCCUACUGCCGAUUCAAGGGCCUGGCAUUCAGUGCAUAUGGAGAGGUGGUGUUUCUGUUGAUCCAAGAUAUCAUUCUCGUUCUUCUAUGUUACUAUUAUGCGCCGAAGAGGGGACCUUCUGUGUGGUUGAAGACGGCCUUGUACGCAGCAAUCGCCCCAGUACUGAUUGGUGGACAAAUCAGCGCUGAGUCUUUUGAGCUUCUCUAUGCUUGUCAGCACGCGGUCUUCAUCAUUGCGCGGUUGCCUCAGCUGUACAAGAAUUACAAGCAAAAGAGCACGGGUCAACUCAGCUUUUCCAGCAGUUUCCUCCAAUUUGGUGGCAUCCUAGCGCGCUUGUUCACCUCCAUCCAAGAAAAGGCGCCGUCUAGCAGUAUCCUCCCUUUACUCUAUGCUCAUGGUUCUCGGGGUGUGCUUCGGCGUUGUCAUGAACAGCAUAGUGAUGUCCCAAUUUUUCCUGUACCGAAACGCACCCAAGAAAACGACGAAGGCGGAGUAGCAACAGGUUUGCACGAGCGAGCGCGAUUUAGACCACAGGUUCAGGUACAGAGGUCGUUGUGCGACAGCUUUGGACGGCUACAAGCGGAGAUUACUUGUCUUUUUGAUUCAGCGGUGGUUUUUGGGGUUUCCACUUUGAUUGCAUGUGUAAAAUGUCUGAACUGGUAA